CCUGCAAAUGCAACGCUCACCAACCACGCAGAGCCACGGAGGGUGACAGGCGGGCCCCGCGAGGUUUGGUCGAGGCCGACUAAAACCCCCGCCGCACCCAUCAUCCCACCACCACCACACCACUCGAACGAACCUCUCGCCAUUUGCCAACAGACCUCAGAUCUCGCUCUCGCCUCCUUGCGCAGCCGUCGUCGAGAGCAGCAAGAAAAUGGCGGCGAGCAACCUCGAGGGUGUGCUCCUGGGGAUGGGAAACCCCCUUCUCGACAUCUCCGCCGUCGUCGACGAGGCCUUCCUCGCUAAGUAUGAUGUGAAGCCGAACAAUGCCAUUCUUGCCGAGGACAAGCACUUGCCCAUGUACGAUGAGUUGUCCAGCAAGGACAAUGUUGAAUAUAUUGCUGGAGGUAAUGUUUUUUUUAACAUGUAUAAUGUGCUAUUUCUUUUCAUGUUGUUGAUUUUUCUGAUUGGCUAUAUCUUCUCUUUGAUGUUCCAUGAUGUUCCAGGAGCCACGCAGAACUCUAUCAGGGUUGCCCAAUGGAUGCUUCAAACUCCUGGUGCAACAAGUUACAUGGGUUGCAUUGGAAAGGACAAGUAUGGUGAGGAGAUGAAGAGCGCCGCUAAAGCUGCAGGAGUUACUGCUCAUUACUAUGAGGAUGAGGCUGCUCCUACAGGCACAUGUGCUGUCUGUGUUGUUGGUGGCGAAAGGUCAUUGAUUGCAAACUUAUCUGCUGCGAACUGCUACAAAUCUGAGCAUCUAAAGAGGCCAGAGAACUGGGCACUAGUUGAGAAAGCGAAAUACAUCUACAUUGCUGGCUUUUUCCUUACGGUGUCCCCUGAAUCUAUUCAGCUUGUUGCUGAGCAUGCUGCUGCAAAUAACAAGGUUUUCUUGAUGAACCUCUCCGCUCCCUUUAUCUGUGAGUUUUUCCGUGAUGCCCAAGAGAAGGUUCUUCCGUAUUCUGACUACAUCUUUGGAAAUGAAACCGAGGCAAGGAUCUUCUCUAAAGUCCGAGGGUGGGAGACUGAGAAUGUCGAGGAGAUCGCUUUGAAGAUCUCACAACUGCCUCUGGCUUCUGGAAAACAAAAGAGGAUUGCUGUGAUUACUCAGGGUGCUGAUCCAGUAGUUGUGGCUGAGGAUGGGAAGGUAAAAACAUUCCCUGUGAUCCUAUUGCCCAAGGAGAAGCUUGUUGACACCAAUGGCGCUGGUGAUGCGUUUGUUGGCGGCUUCCUCUCUCAGUUGGUUCAAGGGAAGAGCAUCGAGGACUGCGUAAAGGCCGGUUGCUACGCAGCAAACGUUAUCAUCCAGCAAUCUGGCUGCACUUACCCUGAGAAGCCUGACUUCAACUAGACCAAAUUCAGCGAUUCUACGGAAAGCAACACUUAACCGCUUGAUGGUUCGGCUUGUUCUCCCUGUAUUAUUUUGAGGCUUUCCAUCUGAUCCGGCCUAAUUUUCGGCCGUGGAUAUCUGUUGUACUGCUAUAAUCGGUACCUUUAUCUUUGGUAUAAGGCAUGGUUGCCAUUA
Triticum aestivum (bread wheat) is the source of this 1516-nucleotide messenger RNA. RefSeq names its product adenosine kinase 2. The coding region runs from base 209 to 1342 and encodes 377 amino acids. Gene Ontology annotation, cellular component: nucleus; cytosol. NCBI's taxonomy places the organism in Eukaryota, Viridiplantae, Streptophyta, Magnoliopsida, Poales, Poaceae. Gene Ontology annotation, molecular function: adenosine kinase activity. The transcript has 12 exons. Gene Ontology annotation, biological process: purine ribonucleoside salvage; purine nucleobase metabolic process. The record is from RefSeq and is a predicted model, not a curated record.